Molecule: messenger RNA, 1800 nt
Organism: Oxyura jamaicensis (ruddy duck)
Lineage: Eukaryota; Metazoa; Chordata; Aves; Anseriformes; Anatidae
Gene: SNX7
Product: sorting nexin 7
Exons: 9
Coding region: 121-1473 (450 amino acids)
Molecular function (GO): phosphatidylinositol binding
Source: RefSeq, a predicted model, not a curated record
GCCGGGGCCGGGGCCGGCCCGAGGGCGGUCCGCGGGCGGGGCCGGGGGAGCGGCGGGCGGCCAAUUGCGGUGCCCCGGGGAGCGGCUCCGGCGGGGCGGCCGCCCGCGUUCGCAGGAAGGAUGGAGGCAGAGGGCCGGGUACCGGGACCGCCGCUCCCCCCCGCCGGGGGAGGGAUCGGGGCCGAGCUCCCCGCCAUCCUCCCCGGCGUGGCCCGGGCGCCGCUGCUGGCCGCCUCCGCCGAGGUGCUGGAGUUGGACGACGAGGAGGACGACCUGGAGGUGUUCAGCAAGGAUACAUCAUUGGCUGAAGCAAACUCAUUCAGUCCUUCAAUGACAAUAUCCCCCUCAUCUAUGAUAAACCAGUAUAAAUUUGAAGAUGAGCCAGAAUUAAGAGAUCUCUUCAUUACUGUCGAUGAUCCUGAAAGCCACAUUACAGCCAUUGAAACAUUCAUUACAUACAGAGUAAUCACAAAGACAUCUCGUGGUGAAUUUGACUCCUGUGAAUAUGAAGUUCGAAGACGGUAUCAGGAUUUCCUUUGGUUGAAGAGCAAACUCGAAGAAGCACAUCCAACACUAAUUAUUCCUCCAUUGCCUGAAAAAUUCAUAAUGAAAGGAAUGGUGGAACGUUUUAGCAAUGAAUUCAUUGAGACUCGAAGAAAAGCUUUACAUAAAUUUUUGAACCGCAUUGCUGAUCAUCCAACUUUAACUUUUAAUGAAGACUUCAAAAUUUUUCUUACUGCACAAGCCUGGGAACUCUCCUCACACAAGAAGCAGGGCCCUGGUUUGCUGAGCAGAAUGGGACAGACUGUAAGAGCUGUAGCAUCCUCAGUAAGAGGAGGAGUUAAAAAUCGUCCUGAAAUGUUUACAGAAAUGAAUGAUUAUAUGGAAACAUUUAGUCAGAAAAUAAAUGUACUGGACAAAAUAGCUCAUAGAAUCUACAAGGAAGAAAGGGAGUAUUUUAAUGAAAUGAAGGAAUACGGCCCCAUCCACACACUUUGGUCAGCAUCAGAAGAAGAUAUAGCAGACUCCCUAAAAGGCGUCGCCUGCUGCAUUGACAAGUGUUGCAAGGCUACAGAGAAACGAAUGGCAGGGCUCUCGGAAAAUCUGCUACCGAUCUUACAUGAGUAUGUUCUCUACAGUGAAAUGCUGAUGGGUGUUUUGAAAAGGAGAGACCACAUUCAAAGCGAGCUCGAUUCCAAAAUUGAUGCUUUGGCCAAUAAAAAGGCAGACAAGGAUAUGUUCUCAGAAGAGAUUGGGAAACUUGAAGACAAAGCAGAAUGUGCCAAUAAUGCUCUGAAAGCAGAUUGGGACAGGUGGAAGCAAAAUAUGCAGUGUGAUAUGAGAUCGGCAUUCACGAAUAUGGCUGACAAUAAUCUCCAUUAUUAUGAAGAGUGCCUUGCUACAUGGGAGUCCUUCUUAGCAUCUCAAACAGUGGAUCGUCACGGGGAAGAAGAUUCUGAAGACAGGCCUUGAGUAGUAUCUCUGCUUGAUCUCUACCUUUCCAUGCAGUUUCUCCCAACCAAAGAAGUGCUUUAUAUGAGAUCAGAUAUAUUGUUAAAUGUAACAGUUAAAAUCAGUGAAACGCAGGAAACCAGCUUAUUGAAAACUCAGGUAUUCUAGUCCUGAAAUACAUUUUGGAACAUGCUAUAUAUUGCUUUAUAUUGCUUAGUUGUGAUUUCACAUAUUUUUAUGCAAGUGUUUGCAUACAAUUGUUUUCAUACAUAUUGCAUAACUUGGAUAUAAAGUAUUUUAAAUAUGUAAAAAAUAGCUCAAUUUUAAUAAAAAGUUUAAUAAGAAAAA